CCGGCUUCAUUCAACUCUGAGCGGCCGUGGAAGAGCAGAGUACGCGAGGGCGAGAGCUUGAAAUCCCACUAUCUUUCUUUUCCAGCACUCUGGUCUAAUGGGAAAAGUCUUUGUAAAUGCUUUUUAAGACUACUCACUUGAGAAAAGCACACACUGGCUGCUUUACUGGCCCUGGCCUUGAGGCUUAUCUGAAAGGAUUCAACUUCACGGGGGAACCGCCUUGGGUGCUCUGAACUCAACUGGCAUUAGACAUUUUAUAAUCCCAUCUCUUUCUGUCCAAUUUUCUUUUGCUGUCAAAUCUUAAAUUGUUACCAUGACCACCUUCACUCCUGCUGACUUUGACUUCACCUUCCUGGAGGAGGGAUUCUGUGCACGGGACAUUGUUGAGCAGAAAAUCAAUGAAUUGUCUUUAUCAGAUGAUAAGGAUGCCUUCUACGUGGCCGAUUUGGGUGAUGUCCUUAAAAAGCACCUUAGGUGGGCCCGUGCCCUGCCUCGUGUCACACCUUUCUAUGCAGUCAAAUGCAAUGACAGCAGGGCUGUCGUGAUGACGCUGGCGUCUUUGGGAGCAGGCUUUGACUGUGCAAGCAAGACUGAGAUCCAGAUUGUGCAAUCACUGGGAGUGGACCCCAGCAGGAUCAUUUAUGCCAAUCCCUGCAAGCAGGUUUCACAGAUCAAGUAUGCUUCUGCCCAUGGGGUUCAAAUGAUGACUUUUGACAGUGAAGUGGAGCUAAUGAAGGUGGCUCGUAGCCAUGACAAUGCAAAACUGGUGCUGCGUAUUGCGACAGAUGACUCUAAAGCAGUGUGCAGGCUGAGUGUCAAGUUUGGAGCCACGCUGAAGAGCAGCAGGCUGCUUUUGGAGCGGGCAAAGGAGCUAGGUCUGGAUGUCAUCGGAGUCAGCUUCCAUGUGGGCAGUGGCUGUACUGACCCAGAGACAUACAGCCAGGCCAUCUCAGAUGCACGCUGUGUUUUUGAUAUGGGGGCCGAACUGGGCUACAACAUGACCCUACUGGAUAUUGGUGGAGGCUUCCCUGGCUCUGAUGAUUCCAAGCUGAAGUUUGAGGAGAUUACUGCUGUGAUCAACCCUGCACUGGAUAAGUACUUUCCUGUAGACUCUGGCGUGAGGGUCAUUGCUGAGCCUGGACGAUACUACGUAGCCUCUGCAUACACGCUAGCUGUCAACAUUAUUGCAAAAAAGGUUAUCAUGAAGGAGCAGUCAGGCUCUGAUGAGGAAGAUGAUUGGACCAGUGACAGAACCCUAAUGUAUUAUGUAAAUGAUGGGGUUUAUGGCUCGUUCAACUGCAUCCUAUAUGAUCAUGCACAUGUGAUGCCUGUUCUGCACAAGAAGCCCAAGCCUGAUGAGCGCAUGUACCCAUGCAGUAUUUGGGGUCCUACCUGUGAUGGAUUAGAUCGCAUUGUGGAGCAGUGUACUCUGCCUGACAUGCAGGUGGGAGAGUGGCUUCUGUUUGAAAACAUGGGUGCUUACACUGUGGCUGCCUCUUCCACCUUCAACGGCUUUCAGAAACCAGACAUCCAUUACAUCAUGUCUCGAGCAGCCUGGCAGUGCAUGCAGCAGAUCCAUGCCCAGGGAAUGCCUGCUCUGGCAGAGGAGCAGUGCCCUGGCAACAUGCCAUCACACUGCGGUCGUGAAAGCAGUUUGGAGCUGCCUGCUAAGCCCUGUGCGCCCCGCGUGCUCUGAGCCGCCACCUCACCAUAGAUUUGGUACAGAUAAAGACUAUGCAUUAAGUAAUUUGUAACCGAUUCUCUAUUAGUGGCACAAUUUUCUGAUGCCCCCUGUUGCUCUGAGGGUUAGUUGUGCCUGUAGUUACACAUUUUACAGUUAUAAAGCACUGUCAGUUCUUAUCUGUGCCAGGUCUAUGGUGCGUACUCUAAGAAUAUUGUAGACGCACAUGUUGAUUUGUCUAUUCUAUUUUAUUUUAUUUUAUGUUAUUUUAUGUUAUUUUUAUCUUAUUUUUAAAUGUCAUUGAUUCCUGUUUGUGUGCUUACUAUAUGUGAGGCCAGUUACUUGACAGGAGAAUAGGAGAGAGCAAAAAAUGUUUGUGUUUUGAAGGUCAACUGCCGCUGAAACCUAUUCUUCUCUACUUCCCUUGAUUUUUAAGCUAUGAAUGCAUUUCAACCACUACUAUGGACCAUUUUGUUCUCAACCAUAGAGGGAUGCAGGGGAAAUGUUUCAUCAUGAAUUCUCAGAUCUCAUCACACACAGGAACAAUACAUUCCUCCUUUGAUUCUCCUAUUUAAAAAUGUUUUUCAAACUUUUUUGUUAAACAAGUUAAUAAUUAAGCAUGAACCAGUAAUUAUCAUGACUCAUUUCAAAAUGGAUACGAAAGAGAUGGGAUUGCACUCAUACUGCUUUCCUAUGGAAACCUUUUUUAAUGUUUUGUAUUUUUUUUAUAAAUAAAAUAUAGCUGUAAAUAUG
Messenger RNA from Pygocentrus nattereri (red-bellied piranha), 2434 nucleotides. It is a transcript of the gene odc1, whose product is annotated as ornithine decarboxylase 1. Lineage: Eukaryota; Metazoa; Chordata; Actinopteri; Characiformes; Serrasalmidae. The record is from RefSeq and is a predicted model, not a curated record. Gene Ontology annotation, molecular function: ornithine decarboxylase activity. Gene Ontology annotation, cellular component: cytoplasm. Bases 314 to 1696 code for a protein of 460 amino acids. The transcript is spliced from 11 exons.